Molecule: messenger RNA, 1890 nt
Organism: Siniperca chuatsi (mandarin fish)
Lineage: Eukaryota; Metazoa; Chordata; Actinopteri; Centrarchiformes; Sinipercidae
Gene: ltap1
Product: linkage group 9 C1orf43 homolog
Exons: 7
Coding region: 234-1007 (257 amino acids)
Biological process (GO): phagocytosis
Source: RefSeq, a predicted model, not a curated record
ACUACCGCGGAAGUCAACAAACCAGGCAGCGAAAUGUAACAACUAAAAGCACUUUUCUUUACUUCCCUGUUUUCUGUCUUUCGUUUAACGUUUAGCUUCAUGUAUUUUAAAAACGACCACUUAAAUGAAACCGUAACGUUAUGCAUCUCAAAGGUCAACUGUUGGACGUACUUUGAGCCAUCGUUUAGCUAGCGUUAACGUUAGUUGGUUAAGUAAAAACGCACAGUCUCAAAAUGCGGAGUGAUUCUCUUCUCUCAAGCGUUAACGUGGUUCUUGUAAUGGCCUACGGAAGUCUGGUGUUUGUUUUGCUGUUCAUCUUUGUCAAAAGACAAAUUAUGCGUUUUGCCAUGAAGUCUCGUAGAGGACCACAUGUUCCCCUUGGCCACAAUGCUCCUAAGGAGCUGAGGCAAGAAAUUGAAGCCAAACUGUGCCUGGUCCAGAAAAUCCACUUUGAGCCUCGCCUGCUGUCCCCAGAUGAUGAUCGGCUAAAGCCCAGAGAACACUCUGGUUCCCAUGACUGCCUGUACAGGAUGAGAGCGCUGGAUGCCAUCAGAGACACUGAUCUCCCUUUCCGUGAGCUGGGUGGUUCGUCCACCGCUGUGACGGGUAAAAGACUUCGGACCUGGCUUCUGCAGCUACGAAAUUCCCACUGCAUGUUCCGAGACAGCCUAAGCUCCCUCAUCAACACGGUGCUGGAUGGGUACAAUAAAGCACGGCACGGGGCAGAGGCUUUUGGUGAAGCAGAAUUUUUGAAAUAUCAGGCAGCUCUAACUGAACUGGCCUCUGUUGUCAAGUCUCACAGCAGCGGCAGCAGCACUCCGAGCCAGUACCACCAGUCUGCAGCCAAAGACCUGACCAGCAGUACAGAGCCUGCAAGCUCCUCCUCCUCCCCCACCCAAACCACCUACCUCACAUCUACAAUGCAGCAGCGCAGCAAGCGGCCCAGGCACUUCCUGGAGCUGAAGAACUUCAAAGACAACUACAACACUCUGGACAGUUCGUUCUGAAAAUCUGUGACACCCAUCAAAACAAAAAGGUCAAGGACAAGGUAGUGCUGCCAGUGAUUAAAGUGCCUAUGGACGGCAUGUUGCCAGAUAGUUUAGAGUGAAGUGAUAAAAACUCUGCCUUUAUAUACUAAUACAUAUUUCCUGGUUUACAGUAAGUGCAUAUCAGACUACUGGUAUAGUGCUCCUUUACCUAAGCUUAUGCGUAUAUCUGGUAUUAAUGCAUGUAUGAGUGCUAUAAUUGGGUAGAAAAAUUACUAUAGUAAGUGACUAUAGUAAGUAGAGUUGAUUUGACCAAAACAAAACCAGAGCUAUGGGGCUAUGCAAUGGCAUAAGACAAUCAGUAUUUAUUGCACAAUGUAAAGGCCUAUGCCAACUUGUUAAAAUGAACCAACUGUAUUUAAACAUGCUAAUAGUUAACACUGUUUGUAGAGAAAACCAGUGUUAAUGAUUGCCUCACACUGAGAAAAACACACACUGUAUAUGUCACUUAUGUUUAUGUCUGUGUGUGCCUCUGCUGUUCAUUUGCUGCAGUGAAUUUGACGGCUUGGUUUUUUUUUUAGCAUUAAUCAUUUGUUUUACAGAAGCCAUACUUGAUUUAAUGAAUUUUGAUGAUUAAGUGCUCCUUUUUGUUUAAUCAGUUAUUUCUGUGCAAUGUGAUUUAACAGUAUUCCAGUGCAUUAAUGCAUUCUGAAUGUGAGGUAUUUCAUCAGGGGAUGUCUCUUUAUUGACUUUUGUCUUUUUAGAGGUAGGCUGAUCCCAGAUGUCUGAACUGUGUUUCAUUUGGUAUUCAGGGUUCCCAGGGAGGCAUUUUCAUGCCUGAAUAAUUUUAUUUUCUGUGGUGUUUAUUGUACAAGUUGCCAUCCAAAUAAAACAGUGACAUACA